Molecule: messenger RNA, 1335 nt
Organism: Trifolium pratense (red clover)
Lineage: Eukaryota; Viridiplantae; Streptophyta; Magnoliopsida; Fabales; Fabaceae
Product: TPR repeat-containing thioredoxin TDX
Exons: 10
Coding region: 86-1222 (378 amino acids)
Molecular function (GO): protein dimerization activity; Hsp70 protein binding
Source: RefSeq, a predicted model, not a curated record
GGAAGAAGAAGAGAAUAUUGGGGGAAAUAAAAAAUAUCAUCGAAACCCUAGAAGAGAAGAGAAGAGAAGAGUAGAGUAGACAAUAAUGGAUAUUGGAAAAGUAGGAGAGCUAAAAGAAUUCAUAGAAGCAUGCAAGUCAAAUCCUUCUCUUCUCCACACUCCUUCCCUUUCCUUCUUCAAGUCUUAUCUUCUCAGUUUGGGUGCUCGCAUCCCUCCCCAACCCAAAACUGAACCUGUUGUUGUUAAUACUACUAACAACGACGACGACAUUAUAGAAUCUGAUUUAGAGUUGGAUAACAGUGAUGUGGUUGAACCUGAUAAUGACCCUCCUCAAAAGAUGGGAAAUCCUUCUGCUCAAGUUACCGAUGACAACAGGGAUGACGCUCAAGUAGCUAAAUCAAAAGCACUCCUUGCUUUAUCACAAGGUAUGUUGGAUCAAGCACUCGACCUACUCACAGAAGCCAUUUUGUUGAAUCCUCAUUCAGCCAUACUUUAUGCCACCAGAGCUAGUAUCUUUAUUAAGUUGAAAAAACCAAAUGCUGCUAUCCGUGAUGCUGACACUGCUUUGAAGAUCAAUCCAGACUCAGCUAAAGGAUACAAAAUACGAGGAUUGUCAAGGGCUAUGUUGGGACUCUGGAAAGAAGCAUUAACUGAUCUUCACGUGGCUUCAAAGAUAGACUAUGAUGAAGAGAUUGGUAUGGCACUUAAGAAGGUUGAGCCUAAUGCCCACAAAAUUGAGGAGCAUAGGAGAAAAUAUGAACGCUUACGAAAGCAAAAGGAGCAGAAAAGAGCUCAACCGAAGAAGCAACCGCAAGAUGAAGCUCAAGAUAAAGAUGCAUUGUCAGCUUUAAAAGAUGGUACGUCUCUGUAUUUCCUUCUGCCUGAUGGGGAAGUGAUUGAUAUUCACUCUGUUGGAGAUCUGGAAACAAAGUUGAGUGCUGCAUCGAAGACAUCUCGCUUGGCAAUCCUGUACUUCACUGCAACUUGGUGUGGCCCUUGUCACUACAUUUCGCCACUUUAUACAAGUUUGGCGGGGAAGUACCGGAGAGUGGUUUUUAUAAAAGUUGAUAUCGAUAAGGCAGUGGAUAUCGCUGCACGCUGGAAUAUUAGCAGUGUUCCAACAUUUUUCUUUGUAAAAAACGGCAAAGAGGUCGACAGUGUGGUGGGGGCUGACAAAAAUACACUUGAAAGGAAGAUUGCUCAGCAUGCUGGCCCUUCUUAAUUUAUUACCUUAAUAUAACUCUGAUACAAUACUAUUUCCAUGUUGUUUCUUCUGUUUACAUGACCAUAGUGUCUUACAAAAUUGAGAGUUUCAAUAUAAUGGUUUGAUGUUUA